This is a messenger RNA of Chiroxiphia lanceolata (lance-tailed manakin), 1741 nucleotides long. RefSeq names its product CDC42 small effector 1 (gene CDC42SE1). NCBI's taxonomy places the organism in Eukaryota, Metazoa, Chordata, Aves, Passeriformes, Pipridae. Gene Ontology annotation, cellular component: plasma membrane. Gene Ontology annotation, molecular function: small GTPase binding. The transcript is spliced from 5 exons. The coding region runs from base 432 to 668 and encodes 78 amino acids. The record is from RefSeq and is a predicted model, not a curated record. Gene Ontology annotation, biological process: regulation of Rho protein signal transduction.
GUGACGCAGAGCCGAGCGGUGGUUUCCCAACCGGGAAGUCAUUUUGUGAGUGCCGGCACAGGCCGGGCCUAAGCCGCCCUCACCGGGGCCACCCCGCGCCCAGCUGGGCUGAGACCGGACACAGCUCAUCGCAGGGGUGGGCUGAGGGCGUGUGGGGGGCGUGGGACCCCCCCCAGAGCGGGGAAUUGGGGCGGCUGCAGCCCGUGGGACCCGCCGACAGAACCGCCUGGAGCCGGGAGAGCGGCCGGAGCCGGGAGAGCAGCCGGAGCCAGCGGCCGGAGCCCUUCGCUGGGCACGAGGACGUGAGGCCCCGUGCCCGCCGGCCGCUCCUGCCCACGCCGUGCCAGCCCCAGCGGGUGCCCCGAGGCGUCCCCAUGGAGUGACCCCGCGGGGGUCUCGGUGCCAGGGGGACCCUGGCUCCCACCACCAGCAUGAGCGACUUCUGGCACAAGCUGGGCUGCUGCGUCGUGGAGAAGCCCCAGCCCAAGAAGAGGAGGAGGAGGAUCGACCGCUCCAUGAUCGGGGAGCCCAUGAACUUCGUGCACCUGACACACAUCGGCUCCGGGGACAUGGCUGCGGGAGAGGGGCUGCCCAUGACCGGAGCCAUGCAGGAGAUGCGAUCCAAGGGCGGCCGGGAGCGACAGUGGAGCAACUCCCGGGUGUUGUAGCGUAUUCCUGGCGUUUUCAGCCCAAACUUGAACUGCCCCCGCCCCGCCGGAGGAGAGGCCGCCCUGGAGCGCUCGCGGUAUUUAUGCAGCACCAGCCUCGCCCAGCUCCCGCUGACUCCUGGCUGUCAUCCCCCUGGAAAAUCCCUCCUUCCCGGGGGCAUCGGGCCGGUGACACGGGGAGGGGGCGGGGACAGCAGCCCCCUCCUCCUGCCCCACCCAGAAAGGACCGUGCCAGGAGCUGCCAGGCUGCCAGGAGCUGCCAGGCGCAGCCCACGCGUGCCAAACCUCCCCGGGAUUCCCUCUGUCCACUCCGGCGUGUCCCGGGGGCUGCCUGGCGGUGCCUCAGUUUCCCCAGGGAAUGGGUAUGGAGGCAGCUUUGGUGCCUCCUGGAAUGGCACAGAGGAGCAAAACCGGGAUUAACCCGCGACGUUCUGGUGCCAAACCGGGGUCAAACCCGAGAUGUUCUGGUGCAAAACCAGGAUAUGGUGUAAAACGGGGAUCAAACCCUGGUGCUUCAGUGCAGAGCAGGGACUAAACCCCAGUGCUUUGGAGCAAAACCAGGAUUAAGCCCCGAUGCUUUGGGAUUAAACCCCGAUGCUUUGGUGCCAAACCAGGAUCAAACCCCAACGCUCCGGUGCCUCCCCCGGCAUUCCCACCACUGCCAAACUCCCCCCUUUUUUUAGGAUAUGUUCUUUUUUUUAAGCUCCAAAACCCACCUGAGCAGCCUCUGGUGGGGUCCCCUCCACCCAGGACUGUCACCUGCAGAGGCAGGACAGGGCCCGACCCCAGGAGGCUCCCGAAUUCAGGCGCGGGUGUACAUAGUUUAAUUAGCGCCAUUUAAUUAGGAUUAAAUGUUAAAACAGCCUGUGCUGGGUGACAGAGCCUUUCCCCUUCCCUGGGCUCCACUGGGAUGCUCCGGGCAGAGCUGGGCUUGUCUAGUCCUGCUUCGUGUUUGUAGUGGGGGGAUUGCAGCCCAGGGAGAGGGGCUUCACCCCCUGGAGCGGGCGGGGGGCACCCCUGGCAUCAGUGGGGCAGCACCAGACCUGGCCCAGAAUAAAAGCCAAGAGCCCAAA